AUGGAGCCGGAUGACACCGAUCAAGCUAAUGACGGCUCAAACAGGGAUCCUUCCACAAGUGUUCAAAUAGGAAAUGUUCAAAUAAGCACUCCAACUCUGCCAUUCUCAAUUGAAAACCUUCUGAAAAAUGAGCAAUCCCAAUACAUCAACAUCGCAAACGAUUUCCCAUCAUCCCCCCUAGAAGAACAACUUGCACAAAGUGGAUUAUCUGUACGAGACUUGAAUUAUCUAUUCCAAGCCUAUCGGACCGGCCAGCAAUAUACAAGUCAUGCAGCUAGGAUGAUUGAGGCUCGAGUCGGACAGUUUGUAACUACCCAAUUUUUGAAAUUGGGUAUAAUUAGAAUGGGUCAAGAUGCUUCGGAGGAUGAGGAGUCAGAUGAAGAAGCAAUGGCUGACAGUGAGGCCGAGGUUGAAGAGGAUAUUCACGAUUCACCCCAAGGAUUGCCGGAUAUUGUGGACCCAUAUGAAAAUGAUAAUGACGAGAAUAGAGACCCCAACCAGGUGGAUGAUUACGAGUCGGAGUACGAGCCAGAUUGGGACAGCGAUGAGGAGGAGGAGAGGGAGGAGGGGGAGAUUGAGAUAGUACCUCCAAGAAACCCAGAGAUCACACUUCCGGUAUACAUUCUGAACCUCUUAGGAGGAUCUAUGGAACAAGCCACUGCUGUACAUGAUCAGCGAACAAAUCAAGCUGGCACAUCCCACUCUCUUGAAUUGAUGGCUGCAAUUGCUAAUGACUGUCCAGACAACGACGAAACGUUAAGAAGAAUGCGAGAAUCAUUUGAGAGACCACCAGAAUUCGCGUUGAGGAAUCCGACACUACCCAUACCUGUUUAUGAGCCGAUUCUAACUAAUGGUCAAGUAGCAGGACACCGAGGUCCAGAAAGAAAUGAGCUCAUGUUGGGACCUCCUCAAUACCUUAUUUCUGCAGACGCUUCCUUUACGUUUGUGCCAGUGAGAUCCGACAUUGUCUUCCUUAUCGCUUUGUCUAUCAUUGAAAGUUUGAAAAAAAGCCGGGAAUCGUCAGCAAAAGAAAUCAAAGCACUUUUGACACUAUUUGAAUGGUACUCGUUCCAAUGGCAAAGAGCCCGUCAUGCUGAGAAAAUGAUCGAUCGGGGUACGAUCGAUAGACUUAUUGAUGGAGAUAUCUGUUGUUCUAGAUAUUUUUGGAGAGAGUCCAUGAAGGAAAUGUAUCAAAGACAACCAUGGGCCAGUGCUCACCAACGUACACAAUUCUUGUUAGCUGCGUUAUGUUUUGAUAAACCUGUCGAGUGUAAGACAUCUCAAGAAGCCUGGAACAUCUACUGUAGGAAACACGAGGAAGCUACAAAGCUAAAAUGCUCAGAGCCAGAAGGCCCAAAAUUAUUCUUUACUGUUACGCAGGUGUUUCAUAACUUGUUGCAAUACCUAAAACUGCUGGUCCAGGAAAAAAACGCGCGUGGCGAAAUGGUGAAUUAUGAACUUCUUCGGGAUCAAACUAUAGCCGAUUUGGACAAGAUCGAUGAUAUCCGUAAUCGAUUUGGAAUUCCAAUAUGGGUUCGAAACGAGGUCUUUCCCACAAGCUCGGCUCUACAUGCAGCAGCUGAAACAAUGGAACAUUCUGGAAAUUUCUGA
Caenorhabditis briggsae is the source of this 1611-nucleotide messenger RNA. The record is from RefSeq and is a predicted model, not a curated record. Bases 1 to 1611 code for a protein of 536 amino acids. Lineage: Eukaryota; Metazoa; Nematoda; Chromadorea; Rhabditida; Rhabditidae. The transcript is spliced from 7 exons.